CGCUUAAAAUGAGUAAACAAAAAUAAACUAUCUAACUAUCAACUAAAUCAAAUAGCAACUGUGAAUCUCGUAAAGCUCGUUAUAAAAAUCAAACAGAACCCAGUGUAAUUCUCAGGCACGAUGAAAUUAAUAUUUAUUCUAUUAUUGUCGAUUCCAGUGGCAAUUUGUCUAUUUCCCAACGUCUACAAGAAGAUACCAGUCGAAGCAAUCACCGAUGAUCCCGGGGUUCCCCUGUUUCUAACGCCUUUAAUCGAGCAAAACAAACUGCAAGAUGCCCGAGCGGCCGCCAGGGUGUAUUUCAACGGUUUCAAAGACCUAGAAAGCUACGCGGGCUACUUUACGGUGGACAAAGCGUACAGUUCGAACUUGUUCUUCUGGUACUUCCCCGCGAUCAGCAACGCCAGCGCGGCGCCGGUCAUCCUGUGGCUCCAAGGCGGACCCGGAGCGAGUUCUCUAAUCGGUUUGUUUGGAGAAAACGGACCGUUCCAAGUGAAAAGUAAAGGAUUAAAGUUGAGGCCUUAUUCUUGGACAAACGACCACUCUGUUAUAUACAUUGAUAGCCCGGCUGGUACCGGGUACAGCUUUACUAAAGGUGGUUAUGCUCAAAACGAAACCAAAGUCGCAGGAGAUUUGUACAAUGCGCUUGUGCAAUUCUUCACAGUAUUCCCCGAAUUGCAGAAAAAUGAUUUUUACGUAUCCGGAGAAUCGUAUGGGGGUAAAUACGUGCCGGCCAUUUCGUACGCCAUCCAUCAAAACAAUCCUAACGCUAAACUCAAGAUCAAUCUGAAGGGUUUGAGCAUCGGAAACGGUUUCUGCGACCCCAUCAACCAAUUAAACUACGCCGAUUAUCUCUUCCAGCUCGGCCUGAUCGAUUCCAACGGGAAGAAGACCUUCGAAAGCCAACAGCAACAGGGCAUCGACUACAUCAAAAACAACAACUUCGCCAAAGCGGCGGAGGUUUUCGACGAUUUACUCGACGGCGACUUCAACAAUCGCACGUCCACGUUCCAGAAUCUCACCGGCUUCGCUAACUACUACGACUUCUUGUACCCGUACGAUACGAACGAGCAGGAAAUCGAUUUGACCGGAAAGUACUUGCAGAGAGCGGACGUUCGGGCCGCCAUACACGUGGGCUACAUGCCCUUUAACGGCAUCUCGAAAAACGUAGCGUUAAAUUUAAUCGACGACAUCAUGCGCAGCGUUACUCCUUGGUUGAAAGAGUUGCUGGAGAACUAUCGAGUGUUGAUUUACAACGGGCAGUUGGAUAUUAUAGUGGCGUAUCCUAUGACCGCUAAUUUCUUGGGUAAUUUGGAUUUCAACGGGGCCGAUCAGUACAAAACUGCGACGAGGUACAAAUGGUACGUGGGGGAAGACUUAGCUGGAUAUGUCAAACAGGCCGGUAACUUAACGGAGGUGUUAGUGAGAGACGCUGGUCACAUGGUUCCGGCGGAUCAGCCACAAUGGGCGCUAGAUUUGAUUCUAAGGUUCACCAGAAACAAACCUUUUCAUUGAAUCGAAGUCUCUCCAAUUAUGUUUUAUGUAUAUGUUAUAAUUAACUACAAACUAGAAGUUGAUAGAUACCUAAAAUACUCUUAAUAAAUUCUUAUUA
Molecule: messenger RNA, 1609 nt
Organism: Phyllotreta striolata
Lineage: Eukaryota; Metazoa; Arthropoda; Insecta; Coleoptera; Chrysomelidae
Source: the annotation of a GenBank genome assembly